Messenger RNA from Fonsecaea pedrosoi CBS 271.37, 3207 nucleotides. RefSeq lists its product as uncharacterized. The record is from RefSeq and is a predicted model, not a curated record. The transcript has 4 exons. Bases 1 to 3207 code for a protein of 1068 amino acids. Lineage: Eukaryota; Fungi; Ascomycota; Eurotiomycetes; Chaetothyriales; Herpotrichiellaceae.
AUGCUGGACCCGGUCUCAGCGAUCAGUUUGGCCGCGGCAAUAGUGCAGUUUGUCGAUUUCAGCGCCGAAGUCAUUCAAGGUGUACGAGAAGUCAAGGGUUCAAUCUCUGGUGCAACCGAGCGCAAUCGGAGCGUCGAAGUUGUCGUGAGCGACUUGAGGAAUCUGGUCCUGAAGCUCAGUGAAACGCACCAUUCGCGGCAAAGUGAGGAUGAGAAGGCUCUUGGUCGCGUUGCCGAUGAGUGCAAGAUUCUGGCAAAUCAAAUUCUCGACCUUCUCCAGAAGAUCAAGGCAAAGAACCCCAAAUCAACCCUCCAUGUCGUUUGGGCAGUACUGAAGAAUCAAAAAUAUAAGAGACAAAAGCUGGAACUCGAAGAGAGAUUGGAAAGUUGUCGGAACCACCUGGAAUUCCAAUUAAACUAUUUGACCAGUGCUAAGGUAAAGACCGGACUGGAUACACUGGUCAACUCUGCUGAAGGUCUGGCUGAAAAAUUCGAGUUUCUUCGAAAGCAUGUCGAGCAACUUCGCUGCGGAACCGGUGUUGCGUCCUUCAGCCCCGAGGCUCAAGAACAAAUCCGAAAGCUCGUGCAUCUUCCAGACGACGUACUCCUGGAAAUCAAACAGCAACGCGUUCUAAAAAGUCUCGCCUAUAGUGAAAUGGAGGCAAGGUUUAAAGAAGUCUCCCGAGAACACAGCAAAACCUUUGAAUGGAUCUUUGAAGACACUGCCCAAGGAAGCAGGGUAGACAACGACCACUCCAGCCGAGAGUCAUUUGUGGAUUGGUUGUCAUCCGGACGAGGGAUCUUUCACAUAUGCGGAAAACUGGGGUCUGGAAAAAGCACAUUGAUGAAGUUUUUGUGUAAUCACCCUCACACUGAAAGGGAAUUGCAACACUGGGCAGGCGACCGAAAGCUAAUAUUUGCCAAAUUUUUCUUCUGGAGGGGAGCCAAAUCCGUGGAACAGAAGUCUGUCUCCGGCCUCAUUCGGUCGCUGCUCUACGAGACGCUACGUGCCUGCCCCGAACUCAUCCCCCACGUGUUACCAGGCCUCUGGGCUCAGGCCGAGUCCUCGUCCUGGCAGGCGGACAUGAAGCUUGAUCUCGGAAAAUUGGAGGCCCGAGCAGCAGUCUCCAGCCUCAUCACGCUUCGGAACUUGUACAAGGAGCACUGUUUCUGCUUCUUCGUUGACGGUCUGGAUGAAUUCGAGAAGAGUCCUCAGGAUGGCUAUGGAGAUCUGAUCAGGCUGCUUGGCAGCUGGUCCGAGGCUGCACCGGAAGCCGUCAAGAUCUGCGUCUCAAGCAGAGAGGAUCUGGUUUUCAUGGAUGCGUUCUCUAGCGAAAGGAGAUUCCGCCUUCAAGAACUAACAAGGGAGGAUAUCCAACGUUACGUUCGGGAGACUUUGCCCAUAGCCGCUCACGAACAAACCGAAGGAUUAGUCGGAAAGAUAACCGAAAGGGCUGAUGGGAUCUUUCUUUGGGUGGCUUUGGUGACGAAGUCAAUUCGAGAUCAGUUGGAGGAAGGGUACGAGCUCACUGUUGUCGAAGAAGAGCUUGACCGGCUUCCGAACGAGCUGCAAAAGCUCUUUGAGCAUCUCCUCGAGACUAUCAGCCAAUCUCCCGGUCACAAGAUAGCUCACCAUACCUUUGCGAUGGUUCUGAAGCUUAGAUAUUACAGGCUCGACCUGAUGUUGCUGGCGUAUUCUUUUCUGGAACAUUACAAAAAGGACCCGAGCUUUGCUAUGGAUGCAUCAUUCCCGUUUUCGCACACAGACGACGUUGGCGAAAGAAGACGAGAAGAUCAUGCACGCAGAAGACUGUACCGAGACUGCAGACACCUUCUGGAAGUGAAGGCAGACGAGGAAGACGGGGGAACUAUCACCGUCACCCACCGCUCCAUCCUCGAAUUCCUCCAAAGUCAGGCUGUGAAGGGCGCGAUGAAGUGUGAUCUUGAUGGCUUCAGCACGGAAGAUGCAAUUUCCCAACUCUUCCUUGCGGCGUUGCGGUACAAAAGGGAAAGAUUUUCCGAUGAAUUUUUGAGUCGUGUCGUUUAUAAUAUCAUCCUUAUGCGAGACGAAAGUGGCAUUGAUCAAGAGCCAUAUCAUUUUUUGGAAGCUCUGAGUUCCGCGGCGAGUCCUGUCUCGAUUCAUGACCCUGGGACCUCUUUGAAGACACGAAACUUUGUGGAGGUAGGGAUUUGCCCUUCGCAAAACGUCAUUGUGUGUGUGGCGGGUGAAAGGUCAUCGAGUGAAGAAAUCCUCACAUCUCCUGUCUAUAUCUCGGCAUUUGUGGGAGCUUGCCAAUACGUCACCUGGAAGAUACAACGCGAUCCAACCAUUCUCGAAAAUAGGUCCGAAAUUGCUCUUAUUUUAUGCUGCAUCGAAUCCAGAUACGUACCACACCCUGAAGCCCUUCACAGAAGGGUGAGUAUUCUCGAACACCUUCUCACCCAGGGGCUCUCUCCUAACGUCAUCAUGCACAAUAGGAUUACGGGGACUGGCUCCUACCCUGAAGACCUGAGUUUCUGGCAGCAUUUCGUCCUGGACGUUGGACUGAGGCAGCUUCCGUCGGAUGAGACCAAAAAUGUGUUCGGCGAAGUAGUGGAGAGCUUUCUUGCCCAUGAUGCAGACCCUUACUUGUGGAUUUCGAAGACGUUUCAAAGUCUAGAUGACGGGACGAGUGACAUAGGUCUAAAAGCGAUUUUCGGAAGAGAGCGAUCCAGGACUUUCUCACUGGAGGGCAUCACGGAUGCCGGAUUCUGGUUUCCACCUUCGGCUGACACGGGCAAAGAGUUUUCGCUCCGAGACCUAAUAAAAUUCUGGGACUUCGAUAACCAGGAGGAGGUCCUGCAGUUACUGGAUACAAAUGUGCGGCGACGAGAACUGAUGGCGGUCGGGGAUAACGUGUUAAACGAUCAGCCACCCAGAGACCAAGAGGAAUGUGUGAUAGAAGCUCUGGACAUGGCUGAGCCUCAGGAGGAACCGCCAGUCACAUCAGCAUCAACCUUGAGAGACGCGGUCGCAGAGAAACCGGCGAUGAAGCCUUCGACCACGGGAGACCUCUGGUGGUGGCUCCAAUGGUCGGUGCGAAGUCAUGUCCUUCCAUUCGUGCUAGGCAUCCUUGUGGCCUGUGCUUUGCCUCGACUGUGGAGUCUGCUGACAACACAGUCGAGUAUGCGAGAAGAGGGAAGACGCGGGGGGAUCUCAGAGCUGUGA